Monodelphis domestica (gray short-tailed opossum) is the source of this 1194-nucleotide messenger RNA. NCBI's taxonomy places the organism in Eukaryota, Metazoa, Chordata, Mammalia, Didelphimorphia, Didelphidae. The record is from RefSeq and is a predicted model, not a curated record.
AUGCGUCUCUUCUUUCUGCCCUUUCUAGAAGCAAUUUCUAACGGUAUCGUUGGCAAUGGUGGCGGCGUGUUUUUCGAACUCCAAGGGAAGGAACCUGAAGAUCGUGUGGAAGGCUUGGCAGUAUACGUUGGACCUCUUGGCCUUCUAAAAUCAGAUGAGAAGAGAAUCCAGGGAAAGUAUUCAAGAGUCACUCCUUACUCAGAUAAACAUCCCAGCCAGGGCUUACAUCUGCAUCUUUGGACUCCAAAUCUAAUGUUCUUUAUACUCCCCGAGGAUGUUGAGUGCCGAGAAUGUGGAAGUUCUGCUUUUGAAACUGUGUGUGGGCGCCCCCAGAGCAGCAGCCGAAUUGUCUCCGGGCAGGAUGCCCAGGCAGGGCAGUGGCCAUGGCAAAUCAGUCUUCGCGAAAAUGGAAUGCACGUAUGUGGUGGCUCACUCAUUUCUCCAAGUUGGGUGCUAACAGCUGCCCACUGUUUGGACUACUCCAUGGUUCCCUCAGAUUACACGGUAGUAGUGGGCUCACUCUCAUCCAACCCGAACUUCAAUGAUGAUGUGCAGAUUCAAACAGUGCUCCAGUUAAUCCCACACCCCAGCUAUCAAGAAAGAUUUGGUCCUGGGGACAUUGCUUUGGUUCGAAUGAAGUCACCAGUCAACUUCAAUAACUUCGUGAUCCCCAUCUGCCUUCCAGCAAUUGAAGACCAAAUAGUCGAAGGGAAUCUAUGCUGGGUGACUGGCUGGGGACAGAUUGGGGAAUAUCAACCGCUCCCUCCACCUUUCACCCUGCAAGAAUUAGAGGUGCCUCUCAUUAGCCCCCAGACCUGUGAUUACUACUACCACAAGGAAUCAAAUAUCUCUCCCUCUAAGACCAUCAUCUCAUCUUCUAUGAUUUGUGCUGGCUUCCCUGAGGGCCAAAAGGACUCCUGCCUGGGUGACUCUGGAGGACCACUGGUUUGCAAUAUCAAUGACGUCUGGUUCCAAGCUGGACUUGUAAGCUGGGGAGAAGGUUGUGCCCGACGCUAUAGGCCUGGAGUCUACACCAACGUCAUUGCCCACAAAAAUUGGAUCCUAAACAUAGUUCCAGAAGCUGGGAUCAUUGAUGCGGCUGCUCCUGGACCCACCAGGCUGUUCCUCCCUAUAUUGCUGCUACCAAUUCUACUUUUAUUGGGGAGAGCCUCCUUUGACUUGGAGAUGUGCUAA